Molecule: messenger RNA, 1608 nt
Organism: Ipomoea triloba (trilobed morning glory)
Lineage: Eukaryota; Viridiplantae; Streptophyta; Magnoliopsida; Solanales; Convolvulaceae
Exons: 8
Coding region: 502-1278 (258 amino acids)
Molecular function (GO): zinc ion binding
Source: RefSeq, a predicted model, not a curated record
AUAGAUUGCUGUAGUGUUGUUUAUAGUAUAGUUCGUCGUAAUAAUAAAGAUUUUUUUUUUUGGAAACUCGUAAUAAUAAAGAUAAAGAAAGGAAUUGCAUUAUUUAAUUGAUCUUUUCCUAGUAGGUUCGAGGACCAGGUUUGUCCGGCGACGAUCUCCCGCUCGCCGUCCAAAGUCGUCGGCUUUAUUCUUCAUCUAUUCUCCUCUUUGCAUUGACUGUUAUUCUCUUUCUUACAUCUCGCAUUCUCUUCGCCUCUAAGCCCUAAAUCGAAAUUCAUUUAGUCCAUUGAGCUCGAUUCAUAUGCAUAUGCUUACACCGACGUUCAUAUUUGGAUCAUCUUCCACGUAAUGUCUUCUUUAUUCUUCAAAUAUCACCAGGAUCGUCACGCAAUAAUCCUCGACAUUCAUCAGGUUUUGUUGUACCUAUUGAGAUAUGGUAUUCAGGCACUAUAACUUGUGUUCUGAAUUUUGUGGUACAAUUUGGUAUCAAAGCUUUCCAUAAUGCAAAGACUGUCGAUUGAUAGUAUAGAGGAUAAUUCAGAAACCAAACCCAUCUUACUUCAUUCUAAAGUAAUAGAGGGAUCUGAAGAAUUAUCUUCACUUUCAAUAGAAAUUACUGAAAGCGGGGAUUGUUCCACAAGUGCUGGAGAUUGUUCAAGUAUUGAAGUUGAUGGAAGCCAAUUGCUAUUACACUCUGAGCAACCACUAUGCCGCAUAUGCCUUGAUACUGAAGGUGAAGACUUGAUUGCUCCUUGCCGUUGUAAGGGAACCCAGAAAUAUGUCCACAGGUCUUGUCUUGAUAAUUGGAGAUCAACUAAGGAGGGCUUUGCUUUUGCUAACUGUACAGAAUGCAGGGCAAAGUUUAUACUACGGGCAAAUGUACCACCUGACCGUUGGUGGUUGAGAUUAAAAUUUCAGUUUCUUGUAGCGAGAGACCAUGCAUUCCUUUAUGUCAUUGUUCAGCUGAUUGUAGCAACUUUAGCAGUUAUUGUGUACAAAUUUUAUGGAGAUGCUUUGAGGGAAAUGUUUGGCUAUGAAGAACAUCCAUAUGCUUUUUAUACUACGGCAGUCUUCGCAAUAUUGUUUGUGGGCUUACUUUAUGGUUUCUUCAUAGCAAUAAUUUGUGGGCAGAGGAUUACUGAACGUCACUACCAUGUUCUUGCCAAACAAGAACUCACAAAGGAGUAUGUGGUAGAAGAUCGAGAAGCACUAAAUAAGGAUGUCUGUGAACUUGAUCCUAGCCAUGUUUCAGAGCUUAAGAUGUUGGGCCUAUAUUGAGGAUUUGAGGGGGUUCAACUUCUCAAGGCUAUGUGAAUGUACAUCAUACCUAAAUAGAGAAUGGCAAACUGUAAGCUAGCCAUUCAGACUGAGGUUUGUCUACCUAGGCUCUCAGAGUCCAAGCAAUACAAGCUUUGAUAGAGUAAACCAAUUGUAGUCUGUAUAUUCCUAUAUUUAUUGCUUCAAGGAAUAUAAUACAAGCUUUGAUAAAACAAAGUGCUCCAAAUCAAGUGAAACACAUGUAAAUAACUCAAUAAGACAUGAUAAUUAUCUCUUCCUUGCAAUACUAGGACUGCCAGUUUGUUACAAAUCACAACUUCAGGCUACCAA